AUGUCUAUCUAUCGGCUUAUGUCUUGGAUGCACUCUGGUGGUAAUCUAUUAUCGGAAACUAAAGUCUCGCACCUAGUGAAAGAUGUCAUUCUGGCGGACGAUUUCGACUGCAAGGAUUUUGAGAAUUUCUCAGACGUGCAAGCUGGGGCGUACCAUCUUUUACCUUUCAAACGGUUAUGGAAGGACCCUCUAGACGGUCAUGAAGAGCGUAUUUACGAUGAGCUCUACACUUCGGAUACCUGGCUAGAAGCUCAGGAUGAGAUUCAGAGGCUGACAAAGGAACCUGGAUGUUCACUGGAAUGUGUCAUCGCUGGUCUGAUGUUCUUCUCCGACGCUACACAUCUAGCAAACUUCGGGACUGCCAAGGCCUGGCUGUUGUAUAUGUAUUUUGGAAACUUGACGAAAUACGCACGGUCAUCACCCAAGUCAGGGGCAUGUCACCUGGUAGGGUUUUUACCUUCGCUUCCUGACAGUGUCAAAGACGUUUUGAAUUAUCCUGAAAAGGCUCUAAUCGCGACCAUCAAAGAGAUGGGCUUGUGUCUGUGCCCUCACUGUCUGACACCGAAAAGCCUGUUUAAUUUUCUUGGGCUUUUGAGGGACAUGAGAAGUCGUGUUGACAACCUUCGUGAGUAUGUGAUGACGAGGGUAGUCAAGGCUCGUGGUUUUAUCUACGCGAAUGGAAAUACAGUCGACGGUGUCAAGGUAGAACACAUUCUUGGAGAGGGCUCUUGGAUACCUACUCUGAAUCAAUUUGCCAAGAAGCUUGGACCGCUUGGCUUCGACUCAUUCCGCAUGCUCGUAGUUGACUUCAUGCAUGAGUGCGAACUAGGCACUUGGAAAGUGCUGUUCACUCACCUCCUUAGACUCCUCCACGCCCUUCCUCGCAGCAGUGAGCUUGUCGCAUCCCUCGACAGCAGGUUUCAACAGGUCCCGACCUUCGGCAACGGUGUUAUUCAAGUUGGAGGUACACAAUCCUCUAGCAGCCAACCGUCAACCAAUCCCCCCCCAUUGGCGUCCUAUGAAAAGCAUCACCACAUCGCGACUACUCAGAACAACCCAAUCGAUGUUUUUGCUUUUCUCAGAGAAAAUGAUGGUGAUCCUGCCCUUAAGAAUUUUGUCCCAAAACUAAGGGACCACAUCAUCUAUAGGUUGCAGGAGCUAGAUUUUAGCUGUUGUGACCAUACAUUCACGGAUGAUGAACAAAACUCUGUCAUUAUUCCAAAUAACACAAUCUACUCCGUCCAGACUGUGCAGGUGUACUAUACGACCUACGACUUAAGGCGCGAGUACGAUAUGAUCAACCCUAGAACACACGGGGACAUUAUGGUGCUUUCGGGCGAGACAACCCCUAGGCACCCCUACUGGUAUGCCCGGGUAUUGGGCAUUUACCAUAUGGAGGUAUGGCUCAGCGAUGGGGCUCAACCAGUGAAGCGGCAUCUCGAGGUGCUCUGGGUGCGAUGGCUAGCAGCCAUACAGGGCUAUAGGUCUGGCAUUAAAUAUGCUCAUCUUCCAAAGAUCGGGUUUGUGGAGGAGUCUGACCGAGAUGCUUUUGGGUUCCUUGAUCCUGGGCAGGUGAUUCAAGGGGCACAUCUGAUCCCUGCAUUCGCUGCAGGACGUGGUGUGAGCUCACUGCGCCAUGCAAAGUCUCUGGCGCGCCCUGGAGGACAGCUGGAUGACUGGGAGGAGUUUUAUGUUGGGAUAUUCGUCGAUUGUGAUAUGUUCAUGCAGUAUACUGACCUUGGUGUCGGACAUUCUCCAAUGCUAUGCAAGAUCAUCAGGGCUUGCCUGGGCUCUGCAUCAGUGGUACUGGCCAAUUCUACAAACAAUAUAAUUGAAGGUAACGAGGACGAUGCAGACCGUGAGGACAUCGACAAUGGUGAAGGCCACAAAUACAACAACAUCGACGAUGACGAUGACGAUGACGAUGACGAUGACGAUGACGAUGACGAUGACGAUGACGAUGACGAUGACGAUGACGAUGACGAUGACGAUGACGAUGACGAUGACGAUGACGAUGACGAUGACGAUGACGAUGACGAUGACGAUGACGAUGACGAUGACGAUGACGAUGACGAUGACGAUGACGAUGACGAUGACGAUGGUGACGAUGACGACGAUGACGGUUAUGAAGAAUAUGAAGAGGUACUUAGCGACAGAGAACUAGAUGAGGGAGCUAUGGAGGACAAUGAUGGUGACGGGUAUGAUGGGGAUGGUGACCAGUUCGAUUACGAUGAUGUCUCUUUUUAA
This is a messenger RNA of Suillus subalutaceus, 2247 nucleotides long. RefSeq lists its product as uncharacterized. The record is from RefSeq and is a predicted model, not a curated record. The coding region runs from base 1 to 2247 and encodes 748 amino acids. The transcript has 10 exons. Lineage: Eukaryota; Fungi; Basidiomycota; Agaricomycetes; Boletales; Suillaceae.